AUGUCGCAACAUCAGCCCCCAACCUUGAAUUUACACGCGGCUACUAAAAAACAAAAACUUAAUGAUAAAAAAGCAGGCAGUACUACAACUCCUACUUCAGGAGGGAGAAGUGUAGGUGGAAUGCUAGACAGCGCCAAAGGUAAAAAGUUUGGCUCUGGAAGGGGUGGGAAUAAUACGACUAGAAUAGAAAGUAGUCCCGUUGGCAAGAAAACUAGUAUAACUAGUGCUACUGACGCAACCGCUGCUACCUCACAUACUGGCACCACGUUACGUGCUGUUGAUAAACAACGACGGACAGUAUUCAAGGCUGUAUUAGACUCGCCAUUUACUAUAACCUGGCCUACUAUAUCAAAACCAGAUUUAGAAAUCAUUUUUGAAGCUUUAUGCAGAGUGUUAUCAUGUAUCGGUGAAUAUCGUCUCAAAAAACGAACAUAUAGAAGAUCGAUCAAUAAAAAAAAGAAACAAGGAUCGAUAAAUAAAAAGGAUGAGGAGGUUCGAAUGGAAAUUAAUUCUUCUCACAAUAACAAUGAUAUCACUACUACUAAUGACUACAUGGAUGUGGAUGCAAUCAAUGAAAAAAAUAAGUCGUCUGAAUUGGUUACAGUGGCAGAUACACAAUUAUCGUCGUCAAUAUAUGAACAAAAAGAAGCAAACGUUUCAAUUUCUUCUGGUUUUGAAGAACCACCUUCGAUUUUUUAUUCGUUAAUAUUCGGAAUUAAUGCGGUAACAAAGCAUCUUGAACAAACUAUGAGUUCUCAUGUACAACUAUCACCUUUUUAUCACCGAAUACAAAAAAAAGGAAAACAUGUGGAUACUACUACUAAUGAUGACAAUAAUAAAGUCAACAAAUUAAACUUACGAUUGAUAUUCGUUGCAAAAAAUGAUAUCUCGCCUGACAAUCUAUACGCCCACCUACCCACCAUGGCAAGCAUGCAAGGAAGAAAUCUCUUACUUGUUACAUUGCCAAAAGGUGCACUACGACGACUAGGACAAGUGACUGGGAUGAAAUCAGUUUCGUGUAUUGGCGUUUUGGCAAAUGAUGCGCCUGAAUUGAAUACUCUUUAUGAACUUGUAAAAAGCAAAGUAGAACCAGUAACAGCUUUUUGGUUGGAUCCUAUUCGAAAAAAAUUUGCGCGUAAACGGAAAUUUGAAGAAGAGGAUUAUCAAACAAUUAAUAAUAAAGUGACAUCUUCAAGUGUCGUAAAAGAUAGAGAUGAUGCCAGCAUCGUUUCGGCAAAUAAUAAUAAUCCUUAUGUGCUUACUAAAAUAAAGCAACUUAUAACAGCAGCCCCGGUAAGGAAUCAAAAGAAAGGGAAGAAAAAAGAAAAAUCUAAAAUUGUUUAA
Molecule: messenger RNA, 1344 nt
Organism: Ambispora leptoticha
Lineage: Eukaryota; Fungi; Glomeromycota; Glomeromycetes; Archaeosporales; Ambisporaceae
Source: the annotation of a GenBank genome assembly